Molecule: messenger RNA, 735 nt
Organism: Bombina bombina (fire-bellied toad)
Lineage: Eukaryota; Metazoa; Chordata; Amphibia; Anura; Bombinatoridae
Gene: SIX6
Product: SIX homeobox 6
Exons: 2
Coding region: 1-735 (244 amino acids)
Biological process (GO): regulation of transcription by RNA polymerase II; eye development
Cellular component (GO): transcription regulator complex; nucleus
Molecular function (GO): DNA-binding transcription factor activity, RNA polymerase II-specific; RNA polymerase II cis-regulatory region sequence-specific DNA binding
Source: RefSeq, a predicted model, not a curated record
AUGUUCCAGCUGCCUAUACUGAACUUCAGCCCUCAGCAGGUGGCCGGGGUGUGUGAGACCCUGGAGGAGAGUGGGGACAUUGAGCGCCUUGGUCGCUUCCUCUGGUCAUUGCCUGUGGCCCCUGCAGCCUGUGAGGCCCUCAACAAGAAUGAGUCUGUGCUCAGAGCCAGGGCAAUUGUGGCCUUUCACACAGGCAACUUUAGGGAGCUCUACCACAUCCUGGAGAACCAUAAGUUCACCAAGGACUCCCACAGCAAGCUGCAGGCUCUGUGGCUGGAAGCUCAUUACCAGGAAGCUGAGAAGCUUAGGGGACGGCCCCUUGGACCAGUGGACAAGUACAGGGUGAGGAAGAAGUUCCCUCUGCCUAGAACUAUAUGGGAUGGAGAGCAGAAGACGCACUGCUUUAAGGAAAGAACCCGGCAUUUGCUUAGGGAAUGGUAUCUCCAGGACCCCUACCCCAAUCCCAGCAAAAAGAGAGAACUGGCCCAGGCUACUGGACUUACUCCCACACAAGUGGGCAACUGGUUCAAAAACAGAAGACAAAGGGACCGGGCAGCAGCAGCCAAGAACAGGCUGCAACAGCAGGUCCUGUCCCACGGAUCCGGACGCUCACUGGGUCCAGAUGACAGAGGGGAAGCACUGGGUCCAGCCUCCAGUCCUGCAGCCAGCCUGUCCAGUAAAGCAGCCACCUCUGCCAUUUCCAUCACAUCAAGCGACAGUGACUGUGACAUCUGA